GUGUUUUUUUAAGAUAAAAUAAUCUUUCAGUUUAUUUGUUUGCACAGGCACCAUCAUUGUCCACAUGGAACCGCAAAGAUUUAUGAAAACUCUGGUGUGUUUUGCCCCACAACUGAAUAUUUGGAAAAAUAUCCUAUGUAUGCCAAUGUUCUUCCACCUCAAAGUCUUAAACCCAAGCAAGAAUUUCAAGCAUCCCGUGGUCGGAUUAUCGUCCUUAUGAAAUAGUCAAACAGCCUCGCCACAUGCCAGAAGAAUAUAAACCAAAGCAGGGGAAGAUUGAUCUUGAUACCACCUAUAAACAAGAUUUUUAUUCCUACAAAGUACAGCCUGUGGCAAUAGUCCAGCCUCUGGAAAGACAACAAAUUAAAAAAGGAAAGUUGGACACUGUCCCAACCUAUAAAGAUGAUUAUAGAGCUUGGGACAUUCAGAAAAGGAAACUUUAUAAACCAGAACAAACUUACCAUCCCCCUACUGUGAAAUUUGGAAAUUCAACUACAUUUCAGGAUGACUAUCUUCCUCGAGAGAUAAAGCUUAGGCAAAGCUUUAAACCCUUCUCUGUGGUCAAACGGUCUACAAUACCUUUUAAUGGUGAUACAAGCCAUCGCCUGGAUUACGUACCUCAUCAGCUAGAACUUAAGUUUGAAAGGCCAAAAGAAGUUUACAAACCAACCAACCAACCCUUUGAAGAUCUUACAACUCAUCGGAAUGACUUUCAGGGACUUGGUGGUGAAACUGCAAAAAUCUGCAGACCUGCAUACACCAGAGUGACCCAAAAUGCUCAAUUUCAAGGAAGCACUGAAUUCCAGGAAAGUUUUCAAUCAUGGGAAAUCCCACCACCCGGAGUCAAGAGAGUCCCAGAGUAUGUGCUCCCUGCAGGGAGCAUGGAGUUAACCAGCACAAGCCGUCUGGACUAUGUUCCACAUCAGGCCAGUCGUGUUGUUCCUAUCCGGCCUGCUUCUCAUAGAAGAAAUAACAAUUUUCCUUUCCAAGGAAAAAGCACCAUGAAGGAUGAUUUUCCAGCAUGGGAAAGCUGCCGUCAAGGACUUAUUAAGCAGCAGCAGCAAAUUCCCAGCCCAUCUGGAAAAUUUGAUGGUUUGAGCACUUUCAGAUCUCACUAUGUGCCACAUGAAUUGAUUCCAACAGAGAGUUGCAAACCUUUAAAUGUUACUUUCAAGAGUUCUGUUCCAUUUGAUGAUGUAACCACGUACUCUAUAGAGUACACACCAAAGAAACAGGAAAUCUGCCCAGCUAGUUAUCCCUCUCCUCCUGGUUAUAUAUUUGACAAUAUAAAUUCCCAGGGUCAUAAAUUCUUUCGUAAGAUUAUCCCUGCAUUGAAGGCCUUCUAAUCAUCAAAUUCUGUUUAAAAGGAAGCUAGCUAGCAAAUUGUUUGUUUUUCGAGGGAAAAAUCAAUUAUUGUAGUGAAAAACAUUUUUGAGAGACAAUUAUUUUUUAGGUUUUUAAAUAAGAAAAUUGGAAAAUGUAUUAUAGGAGAUCAGAAUCUUAAAAUCCAUUUGUAUUCAUAUUUUAAUCAUGAUUGCUCUUUAAAUUCUAUUUCUCAAGGUUAAAUAAUGUACAUUCUCCUCUGAACAAUUUUAAUACCAAACAUCUUGUUUUGUAGCUUGUUCCCAAUCUAUUAUCAUUUAUACUUCGUUUAUAAUGAUGGCAGUUGUAUGGCUGUUCACAUUGCAGUUGUCAUUCAGCAAGCACAU
This is a messenger RNA of Otolemur garnettii (small-eared galago), 1709 nucleotides long. It is a transcript of the gene SAXO2, whose product is annotated as stabilizer of axonemal microtubules 2. The transcript has 3 exons. The record is from RefSeq and is a predicted model, not a curated record. Gene Ontology annotation, biological process: microtubule anchoring. Lineage: Eukaryota; Metazoa; Chordata; Mammalia; Primates; Galagidae. Gene Ontology annotation, molecular function: microtubule binding. Gene Ontology annotation, cellular component: sperm flagellum; axonemal microtubule; ciliary basal body. The coding region runs from base 243 to 1346 and encodes 367 amino acids.